CUAAAAUCAAAACCAUAAUAUUACAAAUUGUAAGGUUAGUGUUCACAAUUAUAUGUCUAUCUAUAGCAGAUAUUUGUAAAAUAUACUUAUCUAUGAAUAAUAUAAAUUAUAAACAUAAACGAAAUGAAUUUAUGUUCGAAUAAUUCAUAUGCUAAUGGUUUGAAUUAUGUAGGUUUCAACCAAGAUCAUGGUUGUUUUGCUUGCGCUACAUCUACCGGCUUUAGAAUAUAUAACUGUGAUCCAUUAAAGGAAAAAGAAAGACAAGACUUUGAAAAUGGUGGUCUCAGUUUUGUUGAAAUGUUAUUCAGAUGUAACUAUCUGGCAUUGGUUGGUGGUGGUUCACGGCCCCUUUGUCCCACAAACAAAGUCAUGGUAUGGGAUGACAUAAAAAAGAGUUCAGCAAUUUCAUUGGACUUUAAUGCUCCAGUGUUGGCAGUUAGAUUAAGGAGAGAUAGAAUAGUUGUAGUUUUAGAAGGUGUCAUCAAAGUGUAUACAUUCACUCAAAGUCCUCAGCAACUUCAUGUAUUUGAAACUAGUUCAAAUCCUAAAGGGUUGUGUGUCCUUUGUCCCAACAGCAACAAUUCUAUAUUAGCCUUUCCUGGUAGGAAAACUGGCCAUGUACAACUGGUAGAUUUAGCGAAAACUGAAAAAUCUCCAUUGGAUAUAGUGGCCCAUGAGGCUAAUCUCAGUUGUGUUUCAUUGAAUCAACAAGGAACUCUUUUAGCAACUGCUAGUGAGAAAGGUACUCUUAUAAGAGUGUUUAAUACACAGAAUGGACAAAAAGUUAAUGAAUUGAGGAGAGGGAGCAAUCAGGCAAUGAUAUACUGUAUCAACUUUAACAAAAGUUCAACAUCAUUAUGUGUAUCAUCAGAUCAUGGAACUGUGCAUGUUUUUGCAUUGGGUGAUCAAAAAUUAAACAAGCAGUCACCAUUAGCUAAUUCUAUGUUUUUGCCAAAAUAUUUCUCAUCCACAUGGUCGUUUUGCAAAUUUUCUGUACCAAAUGGUCCUCCAUGCAUUUGUGCUUUUGGUACAGACGAUAAUUCCGUAAUUGUGAUUUGUGGUGAUGGCUGCUACUAUAAAUUUGUUUUUAAUUUAAAGGGGGAGUAUGUAAGAGAAACAUGUGCCCAAUUUUUAGACAUGACUGAUGAUAGUUUGUAAAUUUUAUAGUGCUAAGUACAGAUUUAUUUUUUUAUUAUAAAUAUUUAGCCAUUACUUAACCUUUAUUUUAUUUUAUUUUAUUUUUGAACAAUGUUUUAUGCAAAAGUUAUAACAUUUUCAAAUAUUAAAAAAAGCACAUGUGAAAAAUUAUUUAUUUUGUAAAUAAUUUUAUGUAAUAAUUCUACUGCUGAAUGAAAUCAACGAGAUUAUAGCAUAGUAAAAUUAUAAACGCUUAAUAAUGAAUGCAGAUGUCAUUGAUUUAUUGUUAUUAUAAUAUUAUAUAUUAUAAAACAAUACUGUAUAAUGAAUCAAUGUUAAGAAUUGAUAAGAGACUGUAAAUAAAAAAUAUAAAACUUG
Molecule: messenger RNA, 1515 nt
Organism: Psylliodes chrysocephalus
Lineage: Eukaryota; Metazoa; Arthropoda; Insecta; Coleoptera; Chrysomelidae
Source: the annotation of a GenBank genome assembly